CGCGCCAGCUCGCAGGCCUCCGAGCGUUGCGUACCUGAGUGUUCCGUCCGCCAAGUAGUACACCGCCUGGAGACCUUCUCUAGCCGCGGCAGCAGAUCACAACACCCAGACCGAGAAGCUGGACCCAGCCCCUUGGAAAGAAUCCACUGUUGCUGGGAAUCAGCCAGCAUGAUCCGCCUCCGGCUCCUACGUAGUAUGCACAGGCGUGGCCAGGUGGGAGCCGCAUGGGAGAUGACUGCAAAUGGAGCAGCGCGCAGAGUUGCCUGGUCAUGCCUCAGAACUGGAGGCGGGACAUGCUUCGGGGAGCUGCUUGUGUCCUGCUUCUUACCUCUGGAGAGACUUUGCUACAAACUGAAGCUCUGCACAAAGGACUGAUGACCCAUCCCAGCGCGGGAUGUUCUCCAGAGACUUGAUUUGAACCUGCAGUUUACUCCAUCAGUGCUACGAGCCUGAACUAAGAACUUUGCCAUUACUGUGUCUGGGUUUACAGCUGUAACAUGGCUGUCACAAUAAAAGAAUGUCUUCAGCUUCAGCUGUUGGAAAUGGAAAUGCUCUUUUCAAUGUUUCCUAAUAAAGGAGAAAUAAGCUUUCAGGACAAAAAUGUUCUUUCUUAUGUGCAGAUGUACUUGAAAAAUAUAAAAGAAGGACUACCACCUCGGAUUGAAUAUUCAAUUUCUAUUGAUAUUGAUGAGCCAAAGGUAAAAGUAGACUUGCAUGUAUCCUUGCCUCACAGCUACCCUCAUGCAGCACCGCAACUAUUUGCAAGAUCAAAUGCACUAGACAGACCGAAUCAACUGCAGCUCAAUAAACAUCUCACUUCUCACAUCAGUUCUUUGGAUUUAGGAGAACUGUGUGUAUGUGCAGCUGUGCAGUGGGUACGAGACAACAGUGCAUCUUAUUUCCAAAACAGUAACGUCUCUUUUGAAACUGCUCCAAAAGAAAAGGCAAUAAAAAUAAUUUUUCAUCGAAUGUGGAUCUAUAGCCAUCAUAUAUAUAGACAGGAACUGAAAAAGAAAAUCUUUGAUUGCGCAAAGCAAUUAAAUUUGACUGGUUUCUGCUUAACAGGGAAACCUGGUAUUAUCUGUGUGGAAGGGCUCAAAGAAAACUGUGAGGAGUUCUGGCAUGUUAUUAGAUAUCCUAACUGGAAACACAUUUCCUGCAAACAUGUUGAGAGUAUGGAAACUGAAGGAAAUGAGGAUAAGCUUCAUCUCUUUCGUACUUUUGAAGAUUUACAAUUCCAGGCACAUGGUGAUUAUGGACUGAGGAAUGACUAUCACAUGGAUCUUGGCCAAUUCUUAGAAUUCCUUAAAAAGCAUCAAAGUGAACAUAUUUUUCAAAUAUUAUUUGGUGUUGAAGGCAAACAUUCAGACAAUCAAGUGCAUAACUAGUUUUAAUUUUGCGCAACAUUACAAAUGAUUUUUUUUCAGUUCAUCCAUGGAUAUAUGAUGAUUAAAAACUGAGUGAAAAUGAUAUACUGUGCUUAUAGCUGUUAUAAUAAGGGAAACUAUGUAAAGUAAGAAAAUCGUGGUGCAAGGAUAGACCCUUUGCUUUUGUUUUAAAUACAUCAUAUGUAAGACCCUUCGUUUUCAGUUUAAGCCAAUUUUUACGAAAAAAAUCCUGGGUUUUCAAAAUUACUUGUUUUUUUUCUGAUUUUUGACCUACUUUUGUAUCAUUCAACUAUAUAAAAAUUUGUAUUGUAUUUUCCUAAUAAAACAUUGCAUGAUAUAUAUAUAUAUAUAUAUAUAAUAUGCAGAGGUACCUGUUAAAGUAAGGCGAUGUAUUUGUGUAGAAGAUAUACACACAAUAAACUAACAGACAUGCAUGCAA
Gopherus flavomarginatus (Mexican gopher tortoise) is the source of this 1827-nucleotide messenger RNA. It is a transcript of the gene RWDD2A, whose product is annotated as RWD domain containing 2A. The transcript has 6 exons. NCBI's taxonomy places the organism in Eukaryota, Metazoa, Chordata, Testudines, Testudinidae. The record is from RefSeq and is a predicted model, not a curated record. Gene Ontology annotation, molecular function: protein binding. Bases 498 to 1388 code for a protein of 296 amino acids.